GUUGCCUGUUAACCUAACUUUAAUAAGUGAUCAAAUCAACGGUUUUGUUGUUAAACGAAAAUCAUGGGAGAAGAACAAUAUUCUUUGUGUUGGGACAACUUCCAUAAAAAUAUGAGUAAUGGGAUGCAAGCGUUAUUAGAGAAUGAAGACUUAGUGGAUGUAACUUUAGCGGUUGAAGGAAAAUAUAUAAAAGCCCACAAAAUCGUUCUCUCAAUAUGCAGCCCCUAUUUCAAAGAAUUAUUUCAAUCAAAUCCCUGCAAACACCCCAUAGUUUUCAUGAAAGACGUGAGUUACAUCGCAAUGAACGACCUCCUUACGUUUAUGUAUCAAGGGGAAGUACAAGUAAAUGAAGAACACAUAAAUGUAUUUGUUAAAACAGCGGAAGCUUUACAAGUCCAGGGAAUAACGGGGGAAUGUAAUGAUGACACUGAAUUGGGGGAUGAUAAUUAUCAGAAUGAAGAAGUGUUGGUUAAACCGGUUAUAAUUCAAAAUAAACCUUCAAUACUUAAAAAAUUGUUGCAACCUUCAUUGAAAAGGCGUAGAUUAAAUAGUUGUGAAAAAGAUGUUGAAAUUCCUACAACAGAAGAGAUUAUUGAGUUUAAAAUGGAACCUUACGAUGAAACACAAACUGAGCAACAUUUAAAUGAAACUUAUGAACAUUUAGAUGAUGAUGUAACUAAUGAGGAUUAUCACGAGGUUGGUGUUGAAGAUCAAUUAGAUGAAACAGAAAAUAUUGAUGAUGCAGAAGAUUAUGCUAUGUUAGAAAGUGGAGAGGAACCCAAGCCUGGAACCAGUAAUGAAGUUGCUGUAUCGGAUGGACAAGAUAACCAUAAACCAUCAAAAAAGGUGAAUCGAUCCAAUUCAACAACGAAGAAAUCAAUCAGAAAUAAAUACGUCGUAGAUGGUUUCGUAUAUCACACAAAUUUAAUUUCGGGACAUCCACCUUUACGGUAAAUAUUUAAA
Molecule: messenger RNA, 963 nt
Organism: Onthophagus taurus
Lineage: Eukaryota; Metazoa; Arthropoda; Insecta; Coleoptera; Scarabaeidae
Source: RefSeq, a predicted model, not a curated record